Molecule: messenger RNA, 3531 nt
Organism: Loxodonta africana (African savanna elephant)
Lineage: Eukaryota; Metazoa; Chordata; Mammalia; Proboscidea; Elephantidae
Gene: UBR7
Product: ubiquitin protein ligase E3 component n-recognin 7
Exons: 11
Coding region: 52-1329 (425 amino acids)
Cellular component (GO): cytoplasm
Molecular function (GO): zinc ion binding; ubiquitin protein ligase activity
Source: RefSeq, a predicted model, not a curated record
GCUUUUCCCGCCUCCGCCGGGGCAGAGCUGCGAGCCGGGUGACAGUUGAGGAUGGCCGGAGCAGAGGGCUCCGCUGGGCGGCAUUCGGAGCUGGAGCCUGUGGUAUCGUUGGUCGACGUCCUUGAGGAGGACGAGGAACUGGAGAAUGAGGCGUGCGCUGUGCUGGGCGGCAGCGACUCCGAGAAGUGCUCCUAUUCGCAGGGCUCAGUAAAGAGACAAGCACUAUAUGCCUGUAGUACGUGCACCCCAGAGGGAGAAGAACCAGCUGGGAUUUGCCUAGCUUGCAGUUACGAAUGCCAUGGAAGUCAUAAACUUUUUGAGCUAUAUACGAAAAGAAAUUUUCGUUGUGAUUGUGGAAACAGCAAGUUUAAAAAUUUGGAAUGCAAACUAUUUCCUGAUAAAGCAAAGGUAAAUUCAGGCAAUAAGUACAAUGACAACUUUUUUGGACUGUACUGCGUUUGCAAGAGACCUUAUCCUGAUCCUGAAGAUGAGAUUCCAGAUGAAAUGAUCCAGUGUGUAGUCUGUGAAGACUGGUUCCAUGGAAGGCAUCUUGGUGCCACUCCCCCUGAGAGUGGGGAUUUCCAAGAGAUGGUGUGCCAAGCUUGUAUGAAACGCUGUUCUUUCUUGUGGACUUACGCUGCACAAUUGGCAGUAACCAAAGUAUCUGCUGAGGAUGAGGGGUUGCUGCUGAAUGUGGAUGGAAAAGGUGAUCAGGAAGUCAUCAAAACUGAAAAUGGAGAUCAUCAAGACAGUAUCCUCAAAGAGGAUGUCCCAGAAAGUGGAAAAGAUGCUGUGAAGGACAUUAAAGUAGAGCAAACGAACGAACCAUGUACCAGCUCCAGUUCUGAGUCUGCUCUCCAGACAGCGUUUAAGAAUCAGAGUCUCGACUCAGAAUCGCAAUCCAGCUGCAAAUUUCAAGAAUUUAAAGCUAAGCAGUUUAUAAAGAAAGACACUGCCACCUAUUGGCCCCUGAACUGGCGUAGCAAGUUAUGUACCUGCAAAGACUGUAUGAAAAUGUAUGGAGAUCUCGAUGUCCUGUUCCUGACAGAUGAGUAUGACACCGUUUUGGCUUAUGAAAACAAAGGCAAGAUUGACCAGGCAACUGAUAGGCGAGACCCUUUAAUGGAUACCCUAAACAGGAUGAAUAGAGUCCAGCAAGUGGAACUGAUUUGUGAAUACAAUGAUUUGAAGACUGAACUUAAAGACUAUCUCAAGAGAUUUGCUGAUGAUGGCACGGUUGUGAAGAGAGAGGACAUUCAGCAGUUCUUUGAAGAAUUUCAGUCAAAAAAGAGAAGAAGAGUGGAUGGGAUGCAGUAUUACUGCAGCUAGAAGGCAAGAUGGAGCCUUGCCUCUCAGGCCAAUGAAAAUGCCACUUGCUGUUCUAGGAAUAAAAGAGGCAUCUUUCACAGUCGAUCCCCUUUCCAUCCUCCUCUCUUUCCAGAGGCCGCCUCCUCUGGCCUCGUGCUUUCCCAUUCUCCUUAACUACAGUAGCCACAGUGUGUAUGCUGAUUUCAUAACCAGCAUUCUUCUUUACGACUCAGCUAAAUGCAACUCAUUCCACAGACUUCAGCCCUCUACUUGAUAUACCCAGGGUGAUUUGCUUUUCAGUUUUAAGAAGUUUGAUUUGGUUUUGAGAAAGCAAAUUGGUUUCUUCCUUAACGAUUUGUUCUUUAACUCCUUAAUGUGUCUCCUUUGCCACAGAGCCAUUGUAUUCCAGGAGCUGCUCUGUAGGGCAUCGCAGAAGGUUCUCUUCCAGUUGGGUGGAACCUUACAGGCCCCUCACCCCUAUGAUCAUGGUGCCUUGGGUCAAAGCUUCCUUGAGCCUGGUCCGCUCCUUCUCCCACAUCCCUGCUGUUUUGAGGGUUGACCAUGGCAUAGAAGGGAUCUUGGGAGUGAUUUCUUCUGGUCUUAACCCCCGGGGUGGCCAGGACUGAUGGUUUUUUGGCCUGGACUGUCUCAGGCAGGGAGAUUGGAUAAUGCCAGAGCCGAGGAAGCAACCUUUGUUACGAACUUUACUAGUAAAUUUAAAGUGGGAUUUUCAUUCACAAUUCUCCUGGCACUAGAAUAUUAGAACUUCAGUACUCUAGUGCUCAGAGGACUUCCGGGAGGAAUGGAGCAGUGCACUGUCCCUUUCCUGCUGCCUCGUACAACAGACCGGGUACCAGCCCUGUGAGAUCUUGGCCGUUUACAGAGCCCUUUGAUUUUUUAUAUUAUCAGGGAUAUUCAUAAGCAAAAGCAUGUACUGAAAACAGACCUAUUUUGAUAUUGUUUCUGUUAUGAAAAUGUUAUUAAAACCGAAGUAAAUUAUUUUUCCCCCUUAAAUCUGUGCUGAAGAAAAAAAUGAUACUGACUUAGCUGACUUGUAGUGAGCAGGGCAGUCAUCGCUGUGUUUUGAAAGAGGCAGACUCUCUGGAAGAGAUUCCAAGCAAGGCUGUAGGCCACACGAAUGAUGGGUUUUCUGUAUAUAAACUUUAACGUCCACAGCUGGUUCCCUAAUGACUAUGAGAUCUUCAUUUGAAGCUCCUCAUGGAAUGUUAUAUAAAACCCCAUAUUUGAAGGGAAAUCCUUCAAAUGGAAUCCCUUUAAAGCCCCUCAGUCUAUGUGGAAAACACCUUUUGAUAAGUAUAGAGCCCUCAGUUGCUCUCCCUCUGGAGGAAUGAGGUCUUUCUUACAGUAGGUGACACACUGAGGUAUGUUACCACAAGCGUGAGGUGUUGGGGCUACAUGUGUAUGCUAAUAUCCCUUUGCGUGUCCACCAGUCAAUGUGUAUAUGAGCGGCCGCCAAUCCCUGGGUGAGAGGAACGAGGCCUACAAAAAGCCAAGGCCUCAAAGGAAUGGUACAACGGUACACCUGCUAUUUCCUGGGUUAAACCUCGUAGUGGCGGACCCUCCUGGAGAGGGCUGGGUGGAGCCGGAAGUCUCAUGGCUGCCGGAGACGCUGGUGUGCCCUGAGCUGGCCUUAUAGAGAAGGCUAGGUUAAAAAGCUCAGGGUGUUUGAGGUUGUUUACAAUCAGUGGCUUGGAAACGUUUUCCCAAGUCUGAGGAUUUUUGUACCCCUUCUGCAAGGUUGCAGUAUUUGUGUACCACUGUGGCCUGCAAGUUUAUACCUUCUCAGAUGUCUGACUUAACUACCAGAAAGUUCCUUACUUCUGUGACAGGUCGGGACCGCGUCUUGGAGGUGACGCUUGUCUGUGCAGCACAGUAAUGCAGAUCACCCAGUGCCGAAGGGCUUGUUGUCUGAAAGGUACUCUUCCUUUUACGUUAACCGGAAAACCUCUUUUUUACCUGUUGUUCACAACUAGUUUUCUUACUGACUGUAUUCAACUGUCUCUUCUUGUAGAGACUGAUUUUGGCCAAGACGUGGCAUUUGACAUUAAUGCAUGUUUUCUGCAAAACAAGAAUAUAUUAGUUGCUUUUAAGGAAUUCUGGCAUCGUAUGUGCGUUUUUGUAGAAAUUGUUACUGGACUUAAAACUACAUAAUUAACUAUAAUCAGGUUUCUGUAAAAAUUUAAAUAAAACCAAUUUAAAAUA